This is a messenger RNA of Rubroshorea leprosula, 2226 nucleotides long. The record is from the annotation of a GenBank genome assembly. Lineage: Eukaryota; Viridiplantae; Streptophyta; Magnoliopsida; Malvales; Dipterocarpaceae.
GAAAUGCAAGCAGAACUGGACUGAAAAUGACAUUUACGUUUCUUUAAAUCUCCGUGAGCUAAUGUUCAAGUUUAUGCAGAAGGUGAUUCAUGAUUACUAGCUAGCUAUGGCACUGAGCACCUUCUGACGCAAACCACGCUCAAACCUUUGGAUGCUUUCCUCGUUUCACCUUCCUUUCUCACAUUGGUUUCCCUUUGGUUUUCCUCUACUCUUCAUUCUGCAAAACCCAUUUGUAGUUUUUGAGUCUGCUUGUUUCCCUAGAAAGUAGAAGAAUUUUUGUUUUCCUUUCAUGGAAUCUGGAAAAAUAAACGAAGCAAAUGAUGUGGCGCUGCACAUGUCAAAAAUAGAAGAAGAAGAAGCGGUAAGGAAGGAAAGGGAAAAUGCUGAAGCUCUUUCUUCAAUGGCAGAAUCAUCCUCUCCUUCCUUUUCAGUGAACAUCCUAGUGGGUUCUUCUCAAAGGAAUCUGGAGUUAGCACAACCUGAGAAUCUCAGAUACAGAGGCGGCCAAGUCCCCACUUUGCCAAUUUCUUCUACUUCUAAAGAGAUUCGGGAUUCAAGCUCGAGAACUGGAAGCAAUAAAGUCAGCACUCCUAGAGGGACUUCGAAAAAAGCAGGGGAUGAUGAUGCAGAUGAUGAUGCAGAUGAUGAAAAUACUAAUGUUGAAACAAGGGUCUUGCUUCUUGUCUUCUUGGAGCAUUUUCUAUGGCUGUUGAAAACUCUAUUUGUUAAGACAGUAGCUGCUCAUUAUCAGUGUAAAAGAUUCUUCGAUAGGAUUAAAGAAGCAAUCUUUCAUCAACAUGUUGUUGAGGUUCUCUCUGGGUCUCCAUCUAGAGAUAAUAGUGGUACAAGUACAAGCAUUUCCCAAAUGUUUUCUGAGUUAAGGAGGAAAAAGAAAGGUAAAAGAGAGGAGCUGAUUAAGUGGCUAAGGAAAAUGAAGCAGGAGAAAACCUCAGCUUGGACCAUGAAAGAGUUUGUUGAUGUCAUAAGUACCUCCAAGUUGUCUAUUGUUGCAGAUGAUGAUGAUGAGCAGAAAGAUAAGAAAAUCCCAAGUGAGGAUGAAGCAAGGAAAGCUGCUAACAGGAUUUUCAACAAAGUGUCCAGAAAUUACACAACUGAUAUUGAGUGUCACAUGUCUGAGAAAUUUAUCAAAAAAGAGGAUCUCCAGCCCUACUUUGAUGAGAAGGAAGUCGAAGAUGUUUUCCUACUAAUUAAAGGAGAAGCAGAAGGUGAAGAGAUCAAGAAAAAGGAUUUAAAGGAAUGGCUGCUGAAUGUUUACAACGAAUGCAAAGCAUUGGCAUGUUCCCUGAAAGACUCGAAUACAGCAAUUGAAGAGCUCAAUAGGCUUUCCUCUGGGGUUAUCCUUAUUGUGAUCAUCAUUGCUUGGUUACUUAUAAUGGGAGUUCUGACAACCACAGUACUUCUCUUCAUUUCAUCUCAGCUUUUGCUUGUGGUAUUCAUGUUUGGCAACACUCUCAAGACUGUAUUUGAAGCAACCAUAUUUGUAUUUGUGGUCCACCCUUUUGAUGUUAAUGAUCGUUGUGUCAUUGAUGGAGUACAGAUGGUAGUUGAAGAGAUGAAUCUUCUAACAACUGUCGUUUUGAAAUAUGACAAUGAGAAAAUAUACUAUCCAAAUGCUGUUUUGGCUACCAAACCAAUUGGCAACUUUUACAAGAGUCCUGAUAUGAGUGAUUCUAUAGAGCUUGCUGUUGAUAUUUCCACAACAGUAGACCAAAUUAAAGCUCUUAAAGAAAAAAUUGAAAAUUAUGAGAACUCCGAAUUUUGGCAACCUCAACAUAGCGUGGUGGUUAAAGACUUUGAUGAUGUGAACAAGAUGAAAAUGGCUUUCUGUUUCACUCACAAAAUGAACUUUCAAAACUAUGUGAAGAGAAAUGCCCGACGGUCUGAUCUAAUCUUAGAGUUGAAGACAAUUUUGGAAGAUCUGCACAUUAAAUACCAUAUGCUGCCUCUACAAGCACAGCUCAUCGGGCUGGGAUUUCCACCCCUCCCUCGCUGAGCUGCUGCCUUGAUAAGUUUGCCUGGGACCAUGCGGAUUGGGAGGCCAAUAUAGCAACAUGCAAACUGAAAUGCUUGCUAAGGUCUUUUCCUGAUGGGGAUAUGUUUGCCUAGAUCAGAAAGUGCUUAAUUCCAUCUUUGUUUUGUUUAACAUAAUAUUUGCCCUUAUGUGGACAAGUUGUCUCAUCUAAUGGAUAAAGUGCUAAAAUUUUA